AUGGGGAUUAUUCCUUCAAAGAGGAAGAAGAACAAAGUGAUUGGAACUAUUAAGAGGCCGACGAUUGAAGUAAGCGAAGAACAAGAACCAUGUAAGUAGAGAAAAAAGAAACUGUCUCAAAGAGAGCAUAUUUAUCCUCUCUUGCUGUCUCUAAAUGUUAUUAUAUCCAAUGUAAACGAUUUGAACUAAUUUUGGGAGUUGUAUGUGUAUUUCAACAGGGAAGAAUAUGGGAUUCAAGAUAUUUAAGGAAUCAGUGGGAGUGGAAUUGUUUGAAAAAAAGAUGGCAGAGGCAGACGAGGUGAAGAACUUUUUCAUAGAAUUUUCAUCAAAAUUUCAUAAUCAAUAUAGCUUUUGUCUCGGUAACGCAAUCGCUAACGUCACCCUCAUAAUUCAUAAUCGCCAUCAUUGUUAUCAAAAUUAGAAACGAUUUUCGUCUAGGGUUACCCUCUGUUUAAUUUUUUGUCGUUUUUGUUCUCGCUAUUGUAUUUUUUGUUGUUUCAUCGAAAUCUUUUUCCCAUACAUUAUCCAAAACACAAAACACCAGUAUUGAAGACUACAGCAAAAGGUUAUCCGUCUUGUCACGGUCAUGAGGGGAGUGGGAUAAGGAACAAAUCUGACUUCUUUUAAGGAAUAGAACCCCGCACCUGCGGUUUCCGCGUUGCGAUGCGUGACCGUUUAACUACACAGAACUCUGUGAUGAGUUAAACCAUUACUAAGUUCAAAUGUGAUACAUGCCCUGCAGCUGCAUACAGCUAGGAUCAACAGUGCUGCACGUUCUUUGCAAGAAAAAUAGCAUGUUUUUCUAUAAUCAACUACAGGAUGUUAAAUUUACCGACCUUCCUAUGUUGUUUGUGUUUAAGGCCUCUCCAAAUAUAACUGUGAUUUGUAAGCAUGACUGAUGUCGUGUUUUUGCUUCCCUUUACAGCCUCCACCAGAAGCUGGACCGUUCAGUGCGUCACAAUUAGCACUUUAUGUAAAAAAGUUUCAAGCCGGCUUUGUUCUCAGGUCACUUGUUACACAACAGACGAGAGGUGUAGGUGCAUCUGGGGUUGUAACAGUCCUAAACAACCCUCUCCUCCCUGCCCACGAAUUUUUUUCUGCAGAAAGGGUGUUUCCAGUCCGUCUCCGUCACUGUAAUCUCGUUAAGAUGGACGAUGCCGAAUUGGACAUCAGAUUAACGACUCUCAAGUUUGCCGACAGUGACUUUGAAUCACCUUUCGAUCUGUUUUUGUAUACUGGCGAAGAGGCUGCAUAUUGGAGCCUUUAUAGCUUAGACAAGAUGCUUAGUGCGUUGAAUGGAGACAUAAAAGCAUUUGAGACCUAUUGUGCGGAGGAUCCUUGGCAGUAAGUACAAUCAAUGUAAAAUAUGUGAAAACACUGAUGACCCAAAAGUAUAAUAACCCAAAAUUGUUUUCAGAAUACUAACGACGCCGGCUGCUAAGCCAGUAACACAAAAAGACAAAGAGUUGGUCAAAUGAAAUUUAGAAAGUUAAUUUUUUCUGUUUUUACAAAUACAGCUUCUAUUUGACCAUUGCUGCAUUUCGUCGAGCUCCUAACUCAUUUACUGAUCAGCGGUAUUACUCGUGGAUGGCGUUUGAAUACAAAGCGAAAGACGGUGUGCCUCGCUACGCCAAAUUUCGCCUCGUCCCUGCUGAUGAUAGAGAAGAAACUGGACUUAUGACAGAAGAAGAGCAAAGAAAACCUUGGUAGGACCUGUUGUCCAUUCUUUGUAAUCAUACUAAAAAGUGUGAUGUAUGGUCAUUAUCAAUCAGUCUUAGAAGCUUGUACUGGAACGAAUGAAUCAGAGCUCGGCUAACUUUAAACAAGAGAAUCAAUCAUUUCUUAACUUACUUCUCCUCUCUUUUCUGUAGGGAAACAUUCCGUUGGGAGGGCGAUAGGAGACCUAAAGAUUAUCUAACUUCUGAAUUUGAAGAGCGCAUGUCAGACGGUGGUAUUCAAUACAAACUUCAAAUACAACUACAUGAAAUACAACCCGAGGACUCACAUCUUGUUCUCCACGCGUCUAGAGUCUGGGACCAAGUCACUCACCCUUGGUUGGACUUAGCUAACGUCAAGUUGACUUCACUUAUACCAUUAGACGUAACUGAAUCAACACGCUCUUCGUUAGAAAAUAUGCCCUCAUCUUUGUCAGUGCCACCAGCCAAGACUAUCUACGACUACAAUUCCUCGGCGUACUUGAAAUUAAAAGUACAAUCUGGCUCAAGCAAUAAAUUGAAUCUGCGGCGACCUUCGAAAACCGGGGAAGAUAUGUCCAUUUACUGCAUCUCAGUUUUCACUGGCGAUCGAAAAUAUGCUGGUACCAACGCCGAUGUAACCCUCACCAUCACAGGUAAGACUGAAUUCAAACAUUGCACUUUCUUCACAUUAAAUCUAUUGUCACGGUUAUGCAAUGGAAAAAUACUUUACAAUUCAGAGUUCACCCUCUCUGAAGGCAAAGAUGAACUAACGUUUGAUAUUUAGAAUGGUAAAAUGUCUAUGAUUACUGCAAUAAUAGCUUUUUUUAAAAAAACGUUUUCCAAGGAACCAAAGGAAGAACAAGACCUCUUUUGAUGGACAAAUUGCUCCAUGACGAUCUUGAAGCUGGAAAAGAAGAUACUUAUCUCCUUGCUGCAGAAGAUGUUGGGGAGCUUUUAAUGAUUAAACUACACAAUGAUCAAAGUGGAUUGUUAAGUGACUGGUUUGUGGAGAAAAUCAUGAUUACCUGUAGCCAAGAUCCCCAGAGGCUUUAUGAAUUCCCUUGCUUUCAGUGGGUACAGAGUGAAUCCGUCUUCUUCGAAGGAAAAGGUAAGUGUUGAUGGAAGCAACCAUGUUGUUCAGGGUUGUAUGAAAGGAUAACUUUGACAACGAUAUCGCUGAGAUUUUUCGGUAAAUUUGGGACAACUGCAACUUCAAAGGAGCUUCGCCGAGGGCCAUGCUUGUCAAGAAUGAAAACUCAAGUUUUCAAGAAUUUCUAUAUUUUCAACCCUUCUUAUCAUCUCUAGCCAAAAACUGUCUCAAUAUAAUUUUUUUCUUGGGUGUUUCUCUACAUUUAUCUUUCAAGGCUUCAUCCCUUGGAGGUUAUUACAAACCUUAACGGCCCUAAAGAAAAGUAGAAAUUUGGAGUGUAUUGUCGAUUUUUUCUUUGCAUGAGGUAUUCGCGGAAGGUAUUUUCUGCAAAUUGCAACUUAGUUGUUAAGUUGUUUGCAACUUAGUUGUUUUACUCGAUCAAACAGAUCUUUGCGUAGACACGUGGUAUAACAUGAUGAGGAUCCCUAAUCGUAUUAUAGACGGAUAAACGAAAAGGGAAUUACAAACAUCAUAUCACAAUCACACUUACCACUCUGACUUUGACGGGGCACAAUCAUCGUUUAUGGCAUAACUCGAUACCUAGUUAAGCGCUCUUCGUGCGCUGCAACUCUUGCGAUUAAAUAAAAUACCUAUUACUCUAGAAUACAACAAAUAUAUAUCACAAUUCCUUAUGGUUGGUGUUGUUUAAUCUACUUCAGCGUUACUUGUCACAGAGAAGCAGCAUGAAGCAGUGCAAAACCAAAGACGAAUUGAAAUUCAACAGAGACAAGAACUGUUCCAGUGGGGAGACGAUCCUGUAUUUCACUGUUUACCUGGAUAUGUCAAGUCUGAAAAUUGGAAAAAACUACCUAAAGAUGUUCAGUUUACCACUGAAGCCGCCGACGACCUUCACACAGCCAGACAGAAAGCUCUAAUAAACCUUGGCUUGAUAAAAUUAUGGAAUAUCUUCGAUUCUUGGGAAGACUUUGAUGAUUACCGUAAGGUAGGUUUAGGCAUGAUACAAUUCAAAGUCGGAUUCAUCGUCAAAGAGAUCUCUAAGCAUUUCCUUUUUAUCUAACUGUAAAGAGACACCCGCGGAGGUUCUGUUAAUCUUUAAGUCCGUAUAUUUCAGUAAUUACUCUUUAAUCUGGCAUAAUAUUAAUAAAAAGUAAUGCGAGAUCUUAUACGAAAACCAAUAAUAAAAUUCUCUUCGUGUUUUAGACUAGAAUUUUAAACGUGUUACAUGUGAAAUUCGAUUGAUUAGCAGGAGGUCGACUUUUAUCUAGGCGUUCGUCGCUUUUGUUGGUGAUGUUCCACAAGCCGCCGACCAUUGGCAGGAAGACAACUUCUACGGAGCGCAGUUCCUGAAUGGCUGCAACCCUGAUACAAUCAAACGAUGUACUGAACUCCCCCCUAGCUUCCCCGUCACACAAGAGCUGAUUGGCAACCUUCUUGAUGAGGGUGAUACAUUAGAGAAAGCAAUGAAAGUAAGUGUUUUUUUUCAAUUGAUUUGAACGGAUUGACGAACGGCAGCGAGGAAAGGAGGGACGAACGGAAGAUGUAAGCACGAAUAGACGGACGUUCGGAAGAAUAUACCGACGGGUUAUUGACCCAAAAAGCCGAGUGACUCUCGUUAAAACAAACUUCAGUUUGUGUUCCCAAUUCAAGACUGACGUUUUGUGCGUGAGUGUUUCUUUUUCAAUUUUAUCAUACAUUUCAGGAAGGUCGUCUUUACAUGGUUGAUUUCAAGAUCCUUGAGGACAUCAAGCUUUACGGCUGGAAUGACGAGAACUUAGAGAAGCGCUACAUAUCUGCGCCGUUUGGGUUGUUCUAUGUCAAGGGCACUGGAGACAUAGCACCCAUAGCAAUUCAGUUCCACCAAGAAACGAAUGAGACCAACCCAAUAUGGACCCCAAAUGAUUCUGAGUUGGACUGGACCUUCGCUAAGAUGUGGUUGCGCACUGCAGACGUUCAGUGGCAUCAGGUGAGUAUUUCCGGAUCUAAAACGACAUUUGCAACCAGGUGAAAGAUUACAAAACAUUUCUACCCAACCCUACGUGUAUGAUCCUGUCACGUUCGCGAGUGACGAAGAACAAAGAAGAAAAAAUAAACACAGCAAUAGAGCCUGAGCAAAUAAUAGUGACAUAACAGAGAAAACUUCACAGGUUCACAAUUUAACGAGGCAUAUCGCCGCGCAGGUUGUCAUUUUCCAGAGCCAUAACAGUUCGGAGUCGCAAAUAUGUAUUUUUUUUCUUUAUUCUCACUUCAAAAGUAGUUUCUUAUGUAUCAUUUGCAUAUUCAAAAGUUUUACUGAAAAAGAUAAUAACACUAUGGAAAGUAACACUGCAAAUUAAAACAAGAAAAUUGAGUCACAUGUACUUGAAAAUAUGAAUCUCAACUCAGUUCACUGUACAAGAUUUACCUUACUUAUAAGUGCUUGUUUAAACAUACGUUUUAGGCGACUACACAAAAUUUUGCAACAAAAAACUUAGUAACCUUCCUAAAAUUUGUAAACAUUUUUCUUUUGCAGAUGAUCACUCACCUUCUUCGAACUCAUCUGUUCAUGGAACCGAUCGCUGUUGCAACCUGGAGACAGCUUCCCUCCGUCCACCCUUUAUGGAAACUACUGAUACCUCACAUAAAGGGAGUUUUGGCCAUCAACACCGUUGCAAGGGAAUUACUGCUUCCUGCGGGGGGCGUGGCUGAUCACACACUUAGUGUGGGAGGCGGAGGUAAAAUGCUUCUGUGAAUGUCACCCGGCCAUCAUUUUGGUGUCCCUUUUCUGUCUGGGCCUCCUGCAUAAUUUGUUCCCCCCUAUUUUACACCUUUCAUAUCAUCUUUCAAAUUUCACGCAUAUCAUGUGAAUGAAAUUAAAAUCAUAAUUUCAAGUGUUACCACAUCACCUAUACGAAAGGCUGAACAUUCAUUGUAUGAGCAAUUUUUUAACCUUAUAUAUCAAAUCAGCUUUUCUGGUUGUCAGUUGAGAUUACAUUUCUAUUCAUCGUCUUUUUUUUACAAUAUUCUCCAACAUAUGAAAUGGUAAGCAUGCAUUUCAAAUCCAUUAUUGCUCCAACAUUCCUGGGUUACAAUGUGAAUAUUGCCAGUAUUUGUUUAUCGUGUUUUAUAAUAAUCUGCUCAUUUUUCCCAUUUUAGGUCACAUUGAUCUCAUGAAAAAGCACUACAAGGACAUAAAUUGGUCAUCGUACGACCUACCAAAUGUCCUAAAGGAGAGAGGAGUGGACGAUCCAGACAAACUUCCGGGAUUCCACUAUCGCGACGAUGCUUUGCGACUAUGGCAGGCCAUAAAUGACUUCGUCAAAAGGUUGCUAUCGAUUUAUUACAAAUCAGAUGAGGAUAUCAAAAGGGUGAGAAGUGUUUUAUCUCAGAAAGUAAGAAAGAGCUGGAAACCUUUUCUAAAAUACACUCUCACUCCAUGCUGCCUUUUUUCCCAACAGGACACAGAACUCCAAGCGUGGAUCGAAGACAUUCACAACAAUGGCUACACUGUCCGGGAGGGUGAGGCGGACCAUGGCUUCCCAUCGUGCGUUGCAAGCUCUGAGCAGCUGGCCAACCUACUUACUAUUGUCAUAUUUACCUACUCUUGUCAACACGCAGCCGUCAACUUUUCUAUGAUGGACGUGUAUGGCUUCUCUCCCAAUGCACCUACUCUCAUGCGACAGCCUCCUCCAACAGAGAAGGGCAAACUGACCAUGGAAGAUGUUAUGAAAAGCCUGCCCAACCAGCACCAUGUAGGAGUUGCUAUAGCGACCGUCUAUGAUCUAACACGCAUAUUUCCUGAUGAGGUAAGAAAUAUCUGAACUUUUGUCCCAAAACUAUACUUUUCUAUUACUUUUCCUGUUGUGUAGUCAUCACACAAUAAAAAAUAUAAAUUUCUUUUUUCAAGUUGUCAUGCCAAUCACUGUUACAGUUAAAGCUGAAUCAUAUGCGGUCAUUUAAAUUGACUUGAGUUGUUGUUUAGUAAACCUGUGUUUUAGGCCAUAUUUUUUAAUCUGAACUUAUGAUGGGAACAGUUUUAUAGAUGGACUGAAAAUAUUUAUUCACUUCAGACAGCCUGCUCAAAAGUAAAUCUCGAGGUCCAUCGAUUUUUUAAAACUGCGGCCUAAGUUAGAUUUUGUCGAAAUAGCCAUCCCUAUAGUUUUCAGUUUUCCCCUCAAGCCAGAGUUCAGAUAAUAGAUACACACUUCACGUAUUUAUCUUACUGAGUUAUAUUUUUGCGUAUAGGCUAUCGUAUUAACAAGUGCAUUUAUCUCUCUCUUUUUCCUAUGAAGCGUUUCCUUGGUGAUUACUCUGAUGGCUCCUUUACUGACAUGGCUGCCAGAGAGGCCAUUUUGCUCUUCCAAGGAAAACUUAAUCGUAUUUCAAGGUCCAUAAAGAAAAGGAAUGAUAUUUUGAAGUUUCCUUACAUUCAUUUACUUCCGGAAAGAAUACCAAACAGUAUAGCUAUUUAGGCAUGGUUCCGCUAAGAUACUCACAUAUCAUUAACACCCAGAUAUGUGUUCCAGUGUGAAUUAGACAGGAAAUACUUCUCAGAAGUAACCUGGAUAUCACUGAACUGCGCAUCGAAUGAACGACUCCAGAAUGCUAUUUCUCCGAUAAUAUAAUCCCGAGUCAAGUUUUUCGUAUGUGCCAUUUGGACCAUGUACUUGUACUCUCUCAGUAUAUAAGGUUGAUGUUCUCUUUCAAGGAUAAAUGAUUAACCAAUAAACAUCCGACGAUGAUCCAAGUCGCAUCAACUUGAUGAUUUAAUCCGAGAAAUGUAGAAAAAUAAAUUUAGAAUAAGAGACUCGAUGAAGCAACGAGUUUUCUAUAUCGUUUUUCCAAUGAUGAGGAUUUCGCUUCGACGUUUCGACUGCAAAUCGUGUAUAGUUGGUUCUCAACAAUUAUGACUGGUACACUUCGAUGCUGCCUGUGUAGCUGAGUUUCUCUCCCAGUGGCUAGAGGCAGUAAGGGUUAACCCGUUAACUCCCAUGAGUGACCAAGACAGAAUUUUUCCUUGCAAUGUCUAUACAACAUCAACCAGAUAAGUGAUGAGAAUGAAGAAGAUCAAUUUAGCGAUAAUUAGUUGAUCAAAUACUAAAUUCUCUGAACUAACAUUAUACGAAUUGUAUGGUUGACAGUAAGGAGAAUAACAAAUUUGAUCUGGGAGUUAAAGGGUUAAUUGUUAAGUCAUCAAUUCUAAGACGGAAGUUCGUCUACUAGUUUGGCUCUGAUGAUAAAUUUAGAGAACUGAAUUAGUUUAUAAGAACAUAAUUUUGCGUCAUAAAAAGAAAAAAAACACUAAAAAGAGUAAAAAUAAAUAGAGAAUAAUACAUGUGCAGGCGUAGAUAUGGGAUUUCUCUUCGAUGUUAAGUCGAUAGCUCACGAGUGAGCGCAGCGAAUUAGUGAAAUGUCGGGUUUAACACGAGCAGAGAAAUUCUAUACCUACAAGCAACCAUGUAUUAUUUUGCGUAUCAUAUAAACACAAUAGCCCUGUGGUGACAAGAAGAGCCGAUUUAAUAAAUGAAAAAAAAAAGAAUCGACAAUCAUACAAAGCGUUGGCGCAAAGUCUCAAGAUGGAAAAAUGAAUCGGGAUUACAAAACAACAAUGGUCGUAAUUUUCAAGUUACAAUAUUCUCAUUUAUUGACUUUGUCCUUACCGGCAGAAGAAAUCUUUCGGGUAAACGACCAAAAUCGGCCUGUGGCAAAUUUUCCAGUUGCCGAUUUUCCCUCUCAGCCGCGAGAAAUAGAGAAUGAUAUAUGAGCGCGACUAGAUAUGGAAUUUCUCCUCGAGUGUUUAACUCGAUAGCUCACGAGUGAGCGCAGCGGCAUAUACAUUUACUAAAGAAGCAAUUGAAGAUUCUGUCAUUGGCUUUGGGUUAAUAUCUUGUAAACCUCAACGGCUCUUAGAGAGGUUUUUCGCUUUUGUUUUGCAAAACCAAAGACCUCCAAAGCGUGUUUCUUGAAUAAAUAUUCAGCUUGGAAAAGUUUUAGAUUUUAUUAUGAUCCAUCCUGGCUGCAGCCCUUGAUAUUUUGAAAGAAAUGUGGAAAUAAAUCGUGUGAUCGUUUUGUGUAUAGUGGACUUUGAUGAUCGUCAUCGACAAAACUUUGCCGUCUCCGCUUACAGUGUACAAAUAGUGACGUAAGCCAUACGUCUCUCGGCCUUCAUUGCGUGAUACAGCAUUUGAAAUUUAUGACAUGAAGAUAUCGUCACAUCUUCGAUGUCUAAACGUCAAUUCGUGGGCCUAAGCUGGAAUUACAAAAAUAAUCGUAGGAUCACGUCAAUGACAAGAAGCGCGAAGUAAGUUGUCACAAUUUUAAGCUGCUGUUUUGAUCGUGGAUUUUUUUACGGCUACAAUGCCAAGUGCCUUAUAAUACAGUACUCGAAACUGGUGUCGGAUGAUACAUUGUAUUGGUGCUACUUAGCUCAGCUCAGACAGACAUUUGUUUUCGCAACCACUGGCCAAGCGCUGUCGGGGAAACAUGAAACGUAACAUGAAAGAAAAAGCUUUUAAAUUUCAUCGUUAUUAUUGAAUAAAGAGAGAUUAGAGAUUUAUGGAUGAGUUAAGCCCUUAAGAAUACGUCCCUUUAUAUUUUUAAAAUGUUUAGACACGAACGCUUUCCACGGUACAAUUAACAAAGGUUCAGUGAUCUCAAAGUAACAUGCAGAGGUGUUAAGUUCCCUUAGGGCAUUAUAAACAGCAUUAGGUCUUUGUUUCCAGGCAACAGCUGAGUCUCUUUGUCACUUGACGUCAGGGCAAGAGCAACAAGUGACGCAGUGAUCGAUAUGGGAAUAAAUAUUAAGGGAAUUUGCAAGAUAUCGUUCACAGGUUCAUAGCUGGUGAGUAUAUGGUAUCAAGUAGUGUAUUUGCUACAGACAUGUUUUGUGCAAUGUUUCUGACCGGCCUUUCACCAGGACCAAUGAUGAAAUGCAAACUCCACAAUCAUUGUACGAACUGGUAAUGAGCACACCAUCCGAUGCUUCAUAAUUGUGUUAUUUCGCGUUGUUUGACCGAAAGCUGUAUCUGCUCGUUAAAUGGUUUUUUUACUUCACUAGCUUUGUUCUAUUUCAAUCUGCCAGCGGGCUAAGUGCUAUAUUUAUACGAAACGAUGAAAAUUUAGUUUCAGUGGGAGUCCAAUAUCAUGGAAACGGAUUGAUUUUUGAAAGACUUGUGUGACAAUUGUCACGUUUCGUUAUUUUUUUAACGUUUCCGUCGAUGAAGAUUUUAGAGCAUGUCUUGAUUAUUACAAAUGAAUUAAGGGAGUAAGUUCCUGAAGAAACUGUGGUGCUGCGUCGGUGGGAGAGUAUACAAGGGUAAUACUAGCAUUGUCAACACGGUUGAUUACGUAAAUUGGGCACCGUAAAGAGUUUCAAAGCUGACGUGUUGAGCGUUAGCCCAUUUUUAUUAUUACAGCUAACCUUUAGUUCUUAAUAGUGUUCAAAAUACAAGUCCUCUCGUGAAUAUGCAGGCAUAUUAAUGACUUCGGGAGGCUUGUAGAAGGAGUCAUUAACAUGCGCUCCUACAUCGCUAGUUACUGAGUUGAAAUUUACUUUGAAUGUAAGGAAAGCGAUGUCUCUUAUGAAAGAAACGUUCUUCAGCUUGAUUAGAAGAAAAAGAUGGGAUAAAAGUACACUUUAAUGAUAUUUGAAUGCGUUAAGUUACCUCUAAAAUCCCGAGCGACUUUCAAUAUCCAAAAUAAACCAUCGGUAUGAUAAUCUUAGACAAAUAUAAAUGAUGAAGACGAUUAGCUUCACAAAUGCAUUAUUCUUCGUCUGCGUGACACGCUCGGGGAGAUGAUUAGGGAUGAGGGGGGAGGAGUGGGGUAAGGAGAAAGGAGCGCGCGGCUGGCAGAUUUACCCUCUCUGCCGCGCAGGCUAUGUUAUUACGUUUACAUUUCCAAUGUUAGAUGCGCUCUUUAAAACACUUCGUGAGAACAAUGGACGUUUCGUCCCGGAAAUAUUAGCAUCAAAAGCUGCAAAGGCGACCAAAACCUUCACCGAAUGCGUACCAAUUAACCUAAAACAUCGGGAAAGGUGGGACUCCGGAUCGAAAUUUCCGGGCUUGGUGUCUCUGGCCGGGUCAUUGUACUGCGUUUGUGGUCAAAAUACUCAGUCUCGAAAGCUGUCUCAAAUGGGGAGCAAGAGCUUACGGGGUCAAACGUAACUAAGAAUAGGGCUGGUCGACUAGGAUCACCACAUGCAUAAGCACUCCUCUUAUACUCGGCGUUGACUCUUUAUUCUAUCACUUACCAGAAAAAAAAAACACUUGUUUAGAAACAUGGGCAUUAUUCCAUCAAAGAGAAAAAAGAAAAGAGUGAAUCAAACCAUCAAGAGACCAACAGUUGAAACAAAUCAGGAGCCAGAAGGCUGUAAGUAAACAAGAACUGUUCAUCUCCUGUCUGAGUUUAAAUUAUACAUGAUUUAUGUUUUCUUUGACUAAUUUGUGCUUUUUUACAAUGUAAAUAGGGAAGAACAUGGGAUUCAAGAUAAUCAAGGAAAUGAUGGGACAGGAAUUAUUUGAAAAAAUGAUGGUAGAGGCAGACGAGGUAAUCAAGUUCUCUAUGCCUUUAAUGUCCGAUCUCACCUCAGAGAUGAAACAUUUUCAUCAUUGCUAUCAUUAUAUUUGUUUGGUAAUUGUCCUUGAUCCAUAUCAUACUCGUUAACAUCGACGAUAGAGUUACCGCUAUUAUUUGUAAUCGUCAUCGAUUUAAACAUUAGGAAUGGUUUUUGUGAAGGGAUAUAAUCAGGAGUGUCUAGCAAUUCUCCAGGAUAAUGUUUAAGUUUUCAUUUAAUCUCCAUAGUGAACGAAUUUUGUUUUAGAUAAAGGUUAGAGACUAGUUCUGUACUUGCUUCCCUUUACAGCCUCCACCAGAAGCUGGGCCAUUCAGUGCGUCGCAGUUGGCACUUUAUGUUAAAAAGUAUCAAGCCGGGUUCCUUCUCAAGACACUCUUGACACAACAAACAAGAGGUGUAGGAGCCACUGGAGUUGUAACAAUCCUCAACAACCCUCUCCUCCCUGCGCACGACUUUUUCUCUGCAGAAAGGGUGUUUCCAGCCCGCCUCCUCCACUGUAAUCUUAUCAAGGUAGACGAUGCCGAAUUAGACGUGAGACUAGCGGCUCUCAAGUUUGCCGAUAGUGACUUCGAAUCACCUUUUGAUCUGUUGUUACAUACUGGUGAGGAGGCUGCGUAUUGGAGCCUCUAUAGCUUAGACAAGAUGCUUAGUGCGUUGCAUGGUGAGACAGAAACAUUUGCGACAUAUUGUUUGGAGGACCCAUGGCAGUAAGUGGCAACAUUAUCUGUUCACAUAUCGUACCAAAAUAAAAGAAAACUUUACUUAAAAGAUAAAUGCCUGGAGAAAGGGAAGUGUAAUUGACCUGUUACCAUAAAAGUUUCGUUGUACGAAAUGGACACAAAAUUUUAUUCGAUUUUGAGCUAGCUCGCAUUUAAGUGAAAGAAAUGAGAUACGAUAUUUCAUUUUCAAUUUAUUCACAAGACGCUCGGGAGAAGUCUUUCGAUAAAUUCCAACUUCCGAUCUGUCCUGAGAUCUUUGUAUUAAACAUAUGCGGCCACAAGACUGGAUUCCCUGUUGUUGAGUAGCCUUACUACCUUUUUCAAAAAGAUCCAAAAACAAAAAUGGAGAGCCAUCCGCUUUUUUGUUUGUAAUCAAAACUGAGUGCCCGAAACAGGCUUUUUUUUUUCUGCCGCCAAGUAAUUAAACCGCUACGAGCUAAAAGUACCGCAAUUCAUGAAUUUCCGUUUCUUAUCUGCUUCUUCAAAUACAGCUUUUACUUAACCAUUGCUGCAUUUCGUCGAGCUCCUGAAUCAUUUACUGACCAGAGGUAUUACUCGUGGAUGGCGUUUGAAUACAAAGCGAGAGACGGUGUGCCUCGCUACGCCAAAUUUCGCCUCGUCCCUGCUGAUGAUAGAGAAGAAACUGGACUUAUGACAGAAGAAGAGCAAAGAAAACCUUGGUAGGACCUGUUGUUCAUUCUUAGCUAUUACCAAAGAGGAAUUUUUUUUAGCUAAUUCAGCCCAGAGAAAGAUCAUAAAAGGGUCAAGUAACGUGUACACUAGUAGUUUAUCCAAUUUUCACUUUAAGCGAUUAGGUGUACUGCGAGAGGAAAAUUAUGAACAUUGUUGAAGAAAUGCUGAGCGAACUUUCGGUGAGCGUAUACUCAGGAUUUCUUCAGUUUUCUCUAACAGUAAGUUCGCCAGUAUGAACCAAUUUGAACUUUUGGGAAGCAUAAGGCACCGUGAGACUACAAUGUCCUUCCCGAGAUCUCAGCACAAUGACCCAGGAAAGGCGUAAAUCCGCAACCUCUGAGCCAGACUCCUGCACAAUAGCAAAGCAGCUAGAUAUGUCAAUUUCUUAAAAAAAAAAAAGUGUACGUCAAAAACAAUUUUAUGACUUCUAAAUCGGAAAAUUACUACAAUCGCAAUGAUUUUUCUCGUAUCCCUGCUCCCCACGGCUCAUUUGUUUAUUUUGAUUUGCUUUUUUACCAUUAUGAUAGUAGUGGUCAAUGUGGUCGCAGAAACCGAUACUAAAGGUGCCAGUUAGCUUGUCUGGCUGAUCCCCAAAAUCUACCAUGAAACCAGCUAUAGGAAUUUUUAGUUUAUUUUUCUUGUUUUUCUGUAGGGAAACAUUUCGAUGGGAGGGUGAUAGGAGACCUAAGUCCUAUUUAACUGCUGAUUUUGAAGAGCGUAUGUCAGAAGGUGGCGUUCAAUACAAACUUCAAAUACAACUACAUGAAAAACAACCCGACGACUCACAUCUUGUGCUUCACGCGGCUAGAGUCUGGGACCAAGCAACUCACCCUUGGCUAGACCUCGCUGAAGUCAGGUUGACGUCACUUUUACCAGAGGAUGUAACAGAGGGAACCCGUUGUUCAUUAGAAAAUAUACCGUGUAGGUCUUUGUCACUCCCUUCUGCCAAGACUAUCUACGACUAUAAUUCCAUGGCGUAUUUAAAGUCAAAACUUCAAUCACGUCCUAAAAAGCAGAGCUUUUCUUUAAGGAAGACUUCUAAAUCAGAGGGAGAUAUGUCCAUCUACUGCAUUUCUGUGUUCACGGGAGACCGAAAACAUGCUGGUACCAACGCCGAUGUGACCCUUACAAUCACAGGUAUGACUUCUUUAUUUCCAAGAUACGAGCAUAUCUAGUCCACCAGAUAGAUCGUUGAUCAACGGAUAAUUGUAUGCAAACUGAAUAUAUGGGACGACAUGCACCCUCGAUGAGACGCUACGACGAUAAUUGUUAAUACCGAAAAAUUCGAGAGUGUUUACCAUCUUCCAUUUUAGAAUUCAGGGCCCAGUUGUUCGAAUGCUGAUUAGCGCUAACCCAAGAUUAAACCGUAAUCUGAGUUUUUUCAUUCCUUUAUUCAAAAGCAUUCUUGGGAUAAUUUCUUGUGUUCUUUUUAAAGCAUCAAAUAGUCGUAUUCUAGACUAAAAGAAUCCGACUGAAUCUUGUGUUAAAGCUAUCAUAUCUGAAAUCAGAUUUCACACUAACCCUGGAGUAUCUUAAUCCAGCUUUGAAAAACCCGGCCCAGAGAAGAGAAAGCUCGGGUUGAGUGGCAUUAAAACCAAUCGAGAUUUUUUAUUUAGUCUACUCUUUCGUGGGUUUCUUCCCUACUUCACAGCCGCUGACUGAACUCGUCACGUCAUAGGCAUGCAAUGAUGACGGUCUUGUUUAAGAAGAUCCUAGACCCAUACUUUUUAUGACUUGUCAGUGCUGUUAAAAGGUACACUUGGAUAGAUCACCAAAGCCAUCAGAAGGUACUUAUUCCCAUUUAGAUCUGCACUCAGACAAAUCAGUUAUCUUUUCAGUUAUGGAGCGAAAUGAUGGACUCCAUUGUAUUUGACUCAGAGUGACUCUUUUGAAAUCGUAUUUAGGCAGUAGAGGUAGAACAAGACCUCUUUUGAUGGACAAAUGGCUCCAUGACGACUUUAAGGCUGGACAAGAAGAUACGUAUAUCUUGGCAGCUGAAGAUGUCGGAGAUUUGUUGAUGAUUAAGUUACACAAUGAUCAGGGUGGUUUGUAUAGUGACUGGUUCGUGGAGAAAAUCAUGAUCACCUGCAGCCAAAAUCCUCAAAAGCUUUAUGAAUUUCCUUGCUUUCGAUGGGUGCAGAGUGAAUCCAACUUCUUUACAGGAAAAGGUACGAAGUUAAUGAUGACAUAAAUCUCCACAGUACUGAUAAAUAAAAUGAACCCUUUUUAGGGAGCAUUUUUAUUUAUCGCCUGGAGGGGGUCGGGGGAUUUUUGGAGGACCACAUGGUUUUCAGGGGGGAUGGAGGGAGCAUUUUUCUUUGCCAACAGCGCCAAUAGGGGGGUAAUGGAAAAUUGAUUCCCGAUUAACUCCUAUGGAGGGGGAUCAUAACAGUGUUACAGAAUCCUAUGGUGGGAGGGGGCGUGAAGUAAAUUUUGAUCGUAACACAACCCCCCUUUCCCCCCAGGCGAUGAAUAAUGACUUGUUCCUUAGUCAAUGUUUCAUGCCUCUAUCGAUGAUAGAGUGUUGAAAGUGAAGCAAGGUCGAGGACAGAUUAAAAGAAUGCCUUCUGACUUUCCUCCAGCCCUUCUAGUCACAGAUGAGCAGCACGAAGUGUUACGAAGCCAAAGGCGACUCGAAAUUCAACAGAGGCAAGAACUGUUUCAAUGGGGAGAAGAUCCUUUGAACCACGGUUUACCAGGAUAUGUCAAGUCUGAGCACUGGAAAAAGCUCCCCAAAGAUGUCCAAUUUACAGAGGAAGCUGUGGAUGACCUUCAUACCGCCAGAAAUAAAGCACUAGUAAAUCUUGGUUUAAUAAAGUUAUUGAAUAUCUUCGAUUCUUGGGAAGACUUCGAUGAUUACCGUAAGGUAUGCAUUUGUUAAAUCUUACUUUAUCCGUUAGGUCUUAUGAAGGAACUUUUGAAAUUUUGUCAAGUGUGUGUUUGGGUUGUCAAGGCAUGUUCCAUGUGCGUUUCAUAUGUUUUCAUAGAAAGGCUUGAUAAUACAAAAGAAAUCUCUCAACAAGCUGCAGGACUUUCUAUGCACAGCGUCUUCAACAAAUAUUUUAGGUGAAAACGUUUAUUCAAGAAGGUUGUGCAUUUGAUGGGAAAUAAGUUAGUUGUGCUACCUUAACAAGGAAAUCUACAGCAGUCCAUUUUGUUGCAGGCGUUUGUUUCUUUCGUUGGUGAUGUUCCAAUGGCUGCCGACCACUGGCAGGAUGACUGCUUCUACGGGGCACAGUUCCUGAAUGGCUGUAACCCUGAAACGAUCAAGCGAUGUACGGAACUACCUUACAACUUUCCCGUGACACAGCAAUUGGUUGGAAACCUUCUUGAUGUUGAUGACACUCUGGAGAAAGCAAUGAAGGUAAAUAUCCCUACACGUGAAACUGUUCGGAACUGUUCAUUUGCAUCCAUGGAUGAUCGAACCGACAGACUCACGAAGUGACUGUGUGACCAGAAGACUGACGACGAAACUUAGGGACGAUGAGAAAAAAUAACGACCGAUAGACCAAAUGCACGAUCGAACGAUCGAAUAAUCACACAUGCGUAUGACUGAUUUACUAAGGAAGCAAUGUGGCCGAGUGGUUGGGGCGCUGGGCUAGUAACCUGGUGGUCCCGGUUUCAUGCCCUUCAUCCUGUUACCCACCGGAUUUGUUUUAGGUUGCCUGAGCUCAACUUCGUGGCUGCGCCUUGUCUAUAGCCAACUGGUCUGUCUCCCGCCAGUUGGAAUAUUUUAACUCUGUGUUUAUUUACAAUUUUUUUGUAUUGGCCUUGAAAGUCCCAUUUGGGGAGUGGUCAAUUGUUAUUGUUAUUAUUAUUACAGCCUAUUUGAUCGAAUGUAACCUUUUCAUGUUCAUAGCUCGUGCAAAGCUCUGUUGUUUUCUUCUUAAUUAUUCAUUUUUAAAUUAUUUUCAAUUAGGACGGGCGUGUUUAUAUGGUCGACUUCAGCAUUCUUGAUGGCAUCCUAUCUUAUGGAUUCUUAGAUGAAAACUUAGAGACGCGCUAUACGUGUGCGGCGAUGGGUUUGUUCUAUGUCAAGGGCACUGGAGAUAUGGUUCCCAUCGCAAUUCAGUUUCACCAGGGACCUGACGUGACCAACCCAUUAUGGACCCCUAAUGACUCUGAAUUGGACUGGACCUACGCCAAGAUGUGGCUGCGUAAUGCUGACAUGCAGUGGCAUCAAGUAAGUUUUCAAGUUAAGGAUCUCAACUAUAGAAAUCUAGAAUAGGUGGAUACAUUACCUCUCCGGAUAGAUUCUAUUUGGUUAGCGUUGCGUCUCUUAAUGCACAGAUAUAAACUAUUCCAGCGAUCUGUUAGGAUGAUGAUGAUGAUUGUAAAUACCAUACUUACGAUUUUUAACACUAAAGAUGGUAAGGAUUUCUGUUACUAUCCCCUCCCUUCCCCUGCCAAUUGAUUUUGCCCAACACCCCUUCCUUUACGUUCUAUUUAGACGAUUGCGCAUCUUCUUCGCACUCAUUUCUUCAUGGAGCCACUCGCUCUCGCCAGCUGGAGACAACUUCCCUCUCUUCACCCACUGUGGAAACUAUUGGUCCCUCAUUUGAAGGGAAUUAUGGCCAUCAAUACCCUUGGGAGAGCAAGGCUCAUUGCAGCUGGAGGUGUAGUGGAUCAAACUCUUAGUAUAGGAGGUGGAGGUAAGGGAGCUCCGUCUGUGGAUAUUGCCAGAACUCCUAACUUCCUGAAUGAAUAUUUACGCCCCAAAAAUUCAACGUAUCGCACACCUUUUUGACGAAACCUUUGUUAAGACGGCUUUUAAGAGUCCUUUACCAUUCAUGUUACAUUUCAGAUGAGCUGUCCAGUAUUUAAAGCUUUUAACAUUGUUUUUUGUUUCGUUAUCAUUGGAAGAUUUUUAUUCGGCAAUGUAUAUUUGUAAACCAGAUCUCUACAUCCGUUCAUGCAGCAACUUGUACGAAAAAGUUUGUAAUGAUUUCAGAGGAUACCAAAAGGUUACUUCGUUUUCAUAAGGCUCAGUUUAAUGUCCAUUGUAGGUCAUAUUGAUCUCAUGAAAAAGUAUUACAAGAACAUGAAGUGGUCGUCGUAUGACCUGCCAAAUGUCUUAAAGGAGAGAGGAGUGGACGAUCCAGAAAAACUACCUGGGUUCCACUAUCGUGAUGAUGCCUUGCGACUAUGGCAGGCUAUCAAGAAUUUCGUCACAAGGAUUGUAUCCAUCUAUUACCCCUUAGAUGAGAUUAUUCAAAAGGUGAGAAGUGUUUUAUCUGGAAAACCACGAAAUCGCGAAAUGCAUAUUCAAGAAUUUAUCAUUACUCAACGGUGACUUUUCUCUCUGCCAGGAUACAGAACUCCAGGCGUGGAUCCUCGACAUUCAUGACAAUGGCUACACUGUCCGCGAAGGAGAGACGGACCAUGGCUUCCCAUCGUCUAUUGCAAACGCUAAGCAGCUGGCUCACAUACUAACUAUUGUUAUCUUUACUUGCUCUUGUCAACAUGCAGCUGUAAACUUCUCGCAGAUGGACGUGCUCGGUUUCCCGCCAAAUUCGCCGGGCCUCAUGAGACAGCCGCCUCCAAAGGAAAAAGGCACAGUGACCAUGAAAGACAUAAUGAAGACUCUUCCCACCAAGCACCAGGCAGGAGUUGCUAUAGCGACGGUGAACGAUCUGACUCGAAUUUCUCCCGAUGAGGUAAGUUAUAACCUUGAUAUUCUCUAACAAAUCCUGGUAUUUCCCUUCAAACAUUCAAACAUGAUGUGUCAACCAAUUUUGACGCUGAUUGUAGAUAUUCUUUUCUUACCUUCAAGCGUUUCCUUGGUGAUUACCCUGAUAGCUCCUUCACUGACAUGGCUGCCAGAGAGGCCAUCUUGCGCUUCCAAGGAAAACUUCAGAGAAUUUCGGCGUCAAUAAAGAAAAGGAAUGAGAAGUUAAAGUUUCCUUAUACUUAUUUGCUUCCGGAGAAAAUACCAAAUAGCAUCGCUAUCUAGAGAAGCAUGCUAUAAUUCUUACAUACCAACUUGUUUAGCUACUUGAUAAGAAUACACAUGGCUGCGUUACGUUUCACAGCCAAGAAAAUGUUCGAAAGUGAAUGCUUUCAAGAGUCGAGAACAUCUUAACGGGCUGUGUUCAAUUUACAUGGUAAAACAAGUUUUCAUCAAUAUUUGCAUUGAAAUAGUUUUUCUCUACAGUAAUUUAUUUAUUUAUUCAUCUAGGUGAGCCCUAUACGUGAUAAUUCUUUAGUGUGUUCUUCUUCGUGCUGAAUCUUAAAGUUUAAUUUAGAUGAACCUCAUAUUUUCUUUAUAAAGGAGUACGGCUUGUUUUGAAAUAUCUAAAGAAAUAUAAAUAUAACUCGACAUAUACUAAAAAUUUAUUACUAGGCAGAAGUAUAUACAUGUGAUAAUUAUAGUGUAACGGAGGCAAAUGGAAAAUGUCUCUGUAUCUUUCGAGAAGACUGGACGUUUCCUAUUUUUCUGGUUAAACCCAGUUACACGUACAAAUGCUACCCCAAAUAGUAUGCUGAGAAGAUUAAAUCGGUUGUCCAAAAUAUUUCCAAGUGGCUAUGGUUACUGCGUACAAGCAAAACAGACUUGAGAGGACGAAAAGCGAAGAACUGCCGUUAAAAAGCUUAGAGUGGCUUUUCCUAGCUGAAAAGAAGGAUGUCAGUGCCACAUUCGUGAUUAUUGAGGACGAUAAGAAAAUGGCGCGAGGGAAAGAUGAUGCUUUUGCCGCCUUUCGGUAUACAACCGCUGUUUUAGCUGGCUUGCUUUUACGUUUAGGCAUAAAAUUAUCAAUACUUUAGCAAAAAUUCAUGGCCUUGUCAGUCACUAGAAACGUCAGUCGCAAGAAAUUGUGGUCAAUUUUCGCUGGUGAUAAAUGAGAUGAAACAGAUGACUGAAUUUUUUUUAUCGAAAGACGGUAUUGUUAUUAGUUAGCUACCUUAAAAGGAGAGUGCUAACAACCGGCUGCAGUUCGUGAAAUUGUUCUGCGUUCGUGACAAAAGCAGACCGAGCUCUUGAUGACGGUGGAAAGUCUAUCAAAGGCGCCAUUUGAGUGCAAAUGCAUUUGUUAUUCAUUCUGACACAAAAGAUUUCUUCUCUUCGACAAAUCUUUGAGUCACAAAAUACUAUGUCAUAGUGUAGUCUGAUCGUCCGGGUGAGUGUAGUUCUGAAAAGGACUGUUGUCGGUUGGAGUGACUGACGUUUCGACAAUCUGAGCGGAAGUCAUCAUCAGAGGCUGGUGAUGACUUCUGCUCAUGGUCACCAAUACCGACAACAGUCCUUUUCAGGACUACACUCACCCGGACGAUCAGACUACACUUCCACAUGUUACCCCCGGCUUCAAACCAUUUACUGUACAAAACACAACCUUUAUUCAAAGAAAAAAAAGAUCGAUUCUCAACAAGAGAUUAUAAGCAGCUGUCAAAAGCAUUAAUAUGUCAUCGGUUCAGUUUAGUUUAUAUUAGACAACGCGACCUUCGGUGACGUUGUUUAAGCCACAUUUACGCUGACAAGUUUUUUAUGACAAACACAUUGCGGAAAAUUAUCUGCUGUACAUUAACAGAGUAAACUAAUCAGAAACACCUGUCAACAAAAUGACAGCAGCUCUGGAGUAGAUUUUCGUUGAUUUAGAACUAAACCGUUCCAAGUUUACUUGACUUUAGACAUCUUGUCGAUCUUCACUACGAAAUUUCUUUUUUCCAAAUUUCUUUGUAACUAUCCUUAAAAAAAAUAUAGCAUGUCCGUUUGUGCACGAAAGAAAGAUGGACAGAAGCCACAGAAAGUUUAGCUCUUAGAACAACAGAUCG
Messenger RNA from Pocillopora meandrina, 20541 nucleotides. NCBI's taxonomy places the organism in Eukaryota, Metazoa, Cnidaria, Anthozoa, Scleractinia, Pocilloporidae. The record is from the annotation of a GenBank genome assembly.